AUGCUGUUGCUUGUAUCUUUUGCUACGAAGAGAGGAUUUUCGACGGGAUGUAACACGGCUAGAAGUACGAUCAGCAAAAGAACAUUCGGAUUUUCAUCAUCGUGGUCGCAAGGUUCAUCUCAUCAUGGGGGAUCAGCCAGUGCAGCGGCUAACAACUUUGCUGCGACAUCGACGAAGUUGAUGCCAUACAAUAUUGCGGUGGCGUACCAACCGAAGGAUAGAGAGGAAUCGAACCUCUUUAAGAGCAAAAACCAUAAAGCUAGCCCAGCACAGAAGUCGCCUACGGGAGAAGACAAUUUAUUCGUGUCCGAGAAGUCACAGGAUGGCUACGUUGCUCUUGGAGUGGCAGACGGAGUGGGAGGAUGGUCGGAAGCUGGGUACGAUUCGUCGGCCAUUUCUAGGGAGUUGUGUGCGUCAAUGAAGGGGAUAUUCGAACAACAGCAGGAGCAUGCGAAUUUGACGCCUAAAAGCCUUUUGGCAGAUGCAUUUAAGGAAAUACAAAACUCCCCAAAGGUUGAAAUAGGUGGAACUACUGCAUGUUUGGGAAUUUUGACUCCUGACUAUAAACUUAAGGUAGCCAACUUGGGAGACUCGUGGUGCGGGUUAUUCCGUGAUUACAAGUUGAUAAACGAAACAAAUUUCCAGACACAUAAUUUUAACACUCCAUACCAAUUAGCCAAGAUUCCAUUUCAAAUAGUAAGACAAGCUGAACUUGAAGGGAGACGGUAUAUCAUUGACACCCCUGAUCGUGCAGAUGAAUAUUCCUGGGAUUUGCAAAAAGACGAUAUAAUCAUGUUCGCAACAGAUGGGGUCACCGAUAAUGUCAUCCCUAAUGAUAUUGAACUUUUCUUAAAAGAUAAGUUCGAGCAACAACCUAAGGUAGACUUAGCUGACAUUUCGAAAUCUUUUGUGGAGGAAGUUGUUAAGGUAUCGAAGGACGUCAACUUUCCAAGUGCAUUUGCACAAGAGUUAUCUAGAUUGACCGGCCAAAAAUAUUUGGGAGGUAAAGAAGACGACAUAACUGUUGUAUUAGUUAAAGUUACAUAA
Molecule: messenger RNA, 1047 nt
Organism: Debaryomyces fabryi
Lineage: Eukaryota; Fungi; Ascomycota; Pichiomycetes; Serinales; Debaryomycetaceae
Gene: PTC7
Product: type 2C protein phosphatase
Exons: 1
Coding region: 1-1047 (348 amino acids)
Source: RefSeq, a predicted model, not a curated record